AUGGGAUUCUCCAGCACUGCAACUGGCCCGACCACCCAAAGAGCUGCUAGUCUGUUGAGGCGGCGAAAGGUGGUGAGCUCCAGCUCCAGCUCCAGCUCCAGGCGCAGCAGGCGCUCGCGGAAGAGGAAGUCCAGGAGUAGACGGCGAGGCCGCAGUCGCAAAGACCGCAGCCGCAGCCGGGAUCGCAGAGACCGGAAUCGUCGGGAUCGACGCAGACCAUCACGUUCUCGAUCUCGAGACAGAGAUCGAAAACGUCACGAGAAGGAGAAGAGCGACGGAAGCCCAGCAAAGCAGGUGCAGGAAGGCACAAGUCACAAGGUUCGAGGUGACGGAGGUGUUGAGGCUUCGUCCGCUUCCCCCAUGUGCCAGCUCCAGCAAGACAUCCAGCGGCAACUUUUAGAGGAACAGGAAAGACAAGAGAAGCAGCGGCAGCAUGAGCUCAAACUUCAGAAGGAACUUGAAGAAGAGCACAAGGAACUUGAGCUGCUUUGCGAGCAGUCACAGCAUGCGCCGCAGGACGUCCCGCUACACACAAGCCAGUCUGUUUUCGAAGGAUCGGGGGUGGCUCGAGACCCGGUUGCGGCCGACCCACACCCAGAAGAGAAGCUGAAACUUGCCGACGACGGAGGAGCAAAAGGAGAUCAAGAGCAGGAUUUGGCCGAGGGAAGGACAGGCGAGAUUGAUGGAAGCAUCGCCGAGGAACAAAAAGCCAGGAUCCAGACGAAAGGAGACUCCGGGCAUGACAAGAUGAGGACAGAUGACGUGCAGCAAGAAGGCCAGCAGCAGUCAGAGGGCGUACAAACAGCAGCAGCGAAAGAGACGGCCAAGCUUAACUCAAAGAGCAAGGACAAGAAACCGGACGUGGAUAAGACGAAGGACAAGGACUGUUACGCAGAAGGUGCCAAAGAUAAGGGCAAGCAGAAAGACAAGGAGAAGAAGAAGGAGGACACGGCAGAAACGGGGGGCAAAGAGGCGAAGAAAGCGGAGACGAAAGACAAGGAGAAGAAGGCCAAGGAGGAUGCGAAGGACAAGCAGAAAAGAAAAGAUGAGACAAAGGAGAAGGAAAACGUCAAUGAGGAGACAAAGGAGAAGGACAAGAAAAAGGAGGCGACGAAGGAAAAGAAGAAGAAGGAAGAGACAAAAGAGAAAAAACAGGAUACAUCGGACAAGAAGGAACCAAAGCAAAUCAAGGGGAAGACAGAGCAGCGCGAGAAGGAGAAGACGAAACAAGAUGGUGAGACCCCGAAGGAUAAGGAUCAGCAAAGCGAGCAUGCCAAGGAUACAGGUGCCAAAAAGAGAAAGAAGGAUGCAACCACAUGA
Symbiodinium sp. CCMP2592 is the source of this 1320-nucleotide messenger RNA. The record is from the annotation of a GenBank genome assembly. Lineage: Eukaryota; Dinophyceae; Suessiales; Symbiodiniaceae.